UAAUAAUUUUUUUUUUCAAACAAAACAAGGCUAAAUAUUUGCAGCCAUUGUUGGCCUUAACAAGGUUGCCCCAAAAACGCGAUAAUGUUCAGCGCGCGUCUAACAAACGCGGCGACGCCUCCAUGCUUCAAAUAUUCUUCUGAAAUUCAAUCCUCCGUUUCACUCCCUCUCUCUCUUCACCCUCACUCGUUCAUUCUAAACUCCGCCACGCGCCACACUCUCUCACUCUUCACGCCACAAAACCACGCGCCUCCCUUGCAGCCGCCGCGUUCGGAUGACGCCCCUCCCAAUGAGACGCGUCUGAACAAUCUAUACCUUAAGCGCGGGAAAACCGAGUUCGCACGCCAAGUGUUUGAUAAUAUUCCCAAACGAGACGUCAAGGCAUGGAAGUUUAGUACUAUGAUUGCCAGGUUUGCGCGCAAUGGCAUGAUAAAAGAAGUUUUGGACUAUACUAGGUUGAUGUUGGUGGAAGGAAUAAACCCAAAUUUGGUUGUAAUGACAGUUAUUCUUGAUGGUAUAGGGAAAGUUGGUGCACGAAACUUAGGUAGAGAAGCACAUGGCUUUGUGGUGAAGAAUAUGUAUUACAAGGAAUUGUCGAUUCUAUCAGCAUUGAUCGAUAUGUAUCGCAAGUUUGGCGAUGUUGGGUCGGGGAGUCGAGUUUUGUUUAGUGUGAUGAAGAGGAAGGGAGAUUUUUGGAUCGGAUUGGUUUCGGGGAGACUUGAGGUUCAAAUGAGGUCUGUGAUUCGGUUGAAGAGGUUCCGGCCAGGUGCUGCUGCGGUUGCCUCUCUACUUCCCAUUUGUGCACAGUUGAGGGCUCUGAAGCAAGGGAAGGAGAUUCAUGCUUAUUCUUUGAGACAUUGGCUUCUGCCUAAUGUGCCGAUAAUGUCUUCUUUGAUGGUGUUGUACUCUAAGUGCGGUGUGAUUGAGUAUUCCAUCAGACUUUUUGAUGAAAUGGAGAGGAAGAAUGUGGUUUCUUGGACUGCCAUGAUUGAUUCAUACAUUGGGAAUGGGCGUGUGUGUGAAGCUCUUGGUGUGAUGAGGUCAAUGGCAUGGACGACCGAGCAUAAGCCGGAUACUGUCACCGUGGCUAGGAUGCUACAUGUGUGUGGGGAGCUGAAAGUUUUAAGGCUUGGGAAGGAAGUUCAUGGACAAGUGUUGAAAAGGGGUUUUGCAUCAGUCCAUUAUGUUGCUGCGGGAGUCAUUGAUAUGUAUGGGAUUUGUGGAGAUGUUGAUAAAGCAAAGUUGGUAUUUAGUCUGGUUCCUGAUAAAGGUUCAACGGCAUGGAGUGCUCUUAUUAGGGCCUAUGGGCAUAAGGAAUGGUAUAAGGAGGCAAUAGAUAUUUUUUAUGACAUGAUUUCAAAUGGUAUUACUCCGAAUCGCUUCACUUUUGAAGCUGUUCUAUCUAUAUGUGAUAGGGCUGGGUAUGUUGAAGAUUCUUUUAGAAUCUUUGAUUUGAUUUCGAGGUAUAAAAUUGAAGCAUCCAAAGAACACUGCACUUGCAUGAUUCGACUCCUUACCCGCUAUGGUAAACUAGACGAGGCUCAAAGAUAUUUAGAAAUGAGUUAUUCCUUAUAGCUGAGGACAAGAGAUAAUAGGACUUUCUGUGAAUGUUUCUAUAGAUUGUUAACAUUUUUAGGCUAUGCUUAUUAUUGACUUACCUAACAGCUGUUAACUCAGCAAAACCUGUUUAAUAUAAGCAAUGACCACAAAUGCGGGGAGUACUUGAAUACCUUCCAUCUGAAAGGGAGUCCUCUUUCCCGCAGCAGGCAGAAAAUGUUCAGAAUUUUGGGUUCAGCUAGCAACCACCAAAAGAGGUCUUUAUAGCUUCUCUGAAAGAAAUUACCACCGGGUGAUUAUCUUUCGGAGCACUGCUUUGUUUCAUUUACCUCAUUUUUGUUGAAUUUGGAUCUUACGAGGUUGUAUAAUUUGCUGGCCUAACAUUUUCAUGCCCAGGAUGCAAGAUGCCACUGCUGACGAUUGAUUUUUUGUUCGUUGAUGGACUUCUCAAUGGUAUUACCUGUUAACUAAUUUGCUCUGGCUUUGGAAUCUGAGCAAUAUGAGUGUAGUUUUUCAAGUCACGGUGUUCGAAUUUGAAGUUUAGUUCUCGCCAGCAGGAUCAUACGGCGCAAUAUAGUGUAGAUGAUCUCAUGAUCAUAUAAAGCGUCAUGUUAACAGUGCUAUGCAUCAACAUGCCGAUGGCAGAAUUGGUUAUAUUGUUAUGUUGCAAGGAUAUUUUCUGCUAUUACCUUUAAUUUUUGGAAUUUACGUGCAAAUGAGUUGCUUCAUUCAUUGUAUUGACUUAUUGUACUACUACUACACAAAGAGGCAAAUUCCCAAAUUCAUUCACGAUUUAGGACCAUUUGCCAUUUUACAGCUAAUCGUGUUGAAAGUUAUGACUCUGGACCAUAUCCAACAUUUAGGUUCUCCAUUUGUUCAUGUUCUGUAGAACAAUAACUUAUGCAACUUGAUGAACUUUGAUUAAUGCAGUGUAAGUUAGGGUUUGCCCCUGUUUAUCUCCUUUAAACAAGCACUGUAGAGGAUUUUAUUAACCCUAAAGACCACAUUAUAUUAUUAGCCAAAGCUAACACUUAAGGCACUAAUUUUUCACGAACCCAAACAACUCACAGCAAAAACUCAGAAACAGCGUUGACCUAAAAACCUCUCAUAAUCAAUCAAAACAACACUCCCACAAAGCCACCCAUUUUCAUUUCAACACAAAAUCCAAAAGAAAUUGAAACGAAGAAGAUGCAUCUUUAUGUAGAUUAAACCCGAAAAGUUGAAAACCCAGAUGCAUGUCCACAUGGAAACGAACCCACAACAAGAAAAAGAAGCAUAUGUAUGUGAAAACAAGUCGAAAUUAGCAGCAACCAACCAUGGUUAAAAUUUGACUUGAAAUAAAAGGCCUAACACUAGUGGGUAAGCAAUAACAUAGCAUUUGUAGUGAUUGAUUACACACCAAA
Molecule: messenger RNA, 2960 nt
Organism: Vigna umbellata (rice bean)
Lineage: Eukaryota; Viridiplantae; Streptophyta; Magnoliopsida; Fabales; Fabaceae
Source: RefSeq, a predicted model, not a curated record